GCACAGACUAACUGUCAUUUUUCAUUAUCAUGGCGGAGGACGAGGAUGGUGUUUCGAAUAAGAAGUCACCUCAAAAUACGAAUAACGAAGAACCUUUGCAGGAAAACGAACAAAAUGCAGCUAAACCAGACUUAGGUAUCGAAGAAGCAAAGUACAAUAGUAAUGAAAAUGGUGACGCGACGCUUACGGAGGCGAAAAGUUCUUCUUCCAAGUCUACAGGGGCGACGCGGAAGGAUGAGAACCCGUUUUCGUUUCGGCAUUUCCUGAAGCGGGAUCUCUCAUUGCCGGGUAACUCGACGUACGAAAACACUGGCGCCCGUCCGAAAGUGUACGCGAACACCGUACAGCACUCGCCGACCAAGAUAGACGUCCACGCGGACCCGCGGCGGGACAAGCCCCGCGCGACCGACUCCCAAGCCAAAGACAAGCCUAGCGACGGCAGCAGCCAUCGCAUAAGUGACAACACAUCCUCAAGUAGUUCCGUAGAAAUACCUUUUAGUGUAGUGGAUAACUCUGAUUCUAAGCAUAACUUUUACACGGACAAUAAUGACGUGCCCUUCUAUCACAGACCAAACCUGGCUUCGGAGCCUCUAGGGAUGCCGUCAUUGCCGGAUUUUGUGCAAGACCACAUAUUAGUGGAGCAAGCAUAUUUGAACUUUAACGGGCCAAUAUCAGUUGAUUUGGAUAACUUACCGGACUUUACGUUUAAUACUAGUUUCAAUGCAGGAUCUUCUUCGUCCUUGGGUAGGCGGAAUAAUAGCAAUUAUGGUGGUAGGGGUUAUAAUUAUGAAGAAUAUAUGGGAGCUGCGUCUACCUCGAAUGAGGCAGGUCAGGCUGGCAGUGGGAUGCCACUGGACCUACCAGCCGGUGCGGAGGCUGCAGGGCCUGUGCCCUUGGACCUGCCGCCACACUUGAGCCUGGAUCUGACUGAAUCUGUGAACCCUGUGGACAGGAGGAAUGUGUCUCCUAGAAACACAUUUCCGUUGGAUCUCCCUCCAAACGCUGGGGCGGAGUCGAUGUGUCUGCCGGACUUCCUGCCGGUGCACCCGGGUCGCACGUCGCCGGAGCCCGAGCACCAAGACGAGCAGAUGCAGCAGAUACUCGCCGAGUUGGAACGCACCAGAUGUGAGUUAUUCACGGAGCGUUCCCGCCGGUCCCGUCUAGAGGAGGAACUAACAACAUCGCGCGCGGCAGCCGCGGCGCUCCGCGCGGACCUGUCGGCUGCACGCGCGGCGGUGUCGUCCGCGCGGAGGAGCGACCGUGAGUUCGCGGGGCAGAUGGACGUGGCCGCUGAUAGGGUCGAGAACAGCUUGGCUGAUGCUAAGACCCGAGCGGCGGAAGCAGAAUCAACGAUAGCUAGAUUGAAAAAUCAAAUUAAAAAAUUAAAGGAGGAGUUAUCAGCGUCGCAGGAGCAGGUCCGCUCGCUGCGCGGCGUGCAGGGCGCGGCGGCGGCGGGGCUGCGCCGCGCCACCGUCGUCGCUGAGUCCUCGCUCAGAGAGCUUCUAUCGGGACUGGAGCAGUUGAAGACUUUAAGCACGAACCUGGACCCGACAUGAUGAUGAACCUCCUCCACUCGCCCCCGGUAACGCGCGGACUUACACGGACAGACAAACGGAAUACUAUAUUACUUUAUAUAAUAUAUUCAGUAUAAAAAGCACGAAAAAUAAUACACAUACAAAAAAAUAGGUAACUUUAGUUUGGUGAAUUGUUAGGCGGUUAAAGGAACUCAGAAACCGGCAUUAUAAAUUUUAUUAUCCCUUAAAUAAUGGACAUAAUUUUCUAUGGUUGUGUCAUGUUUUGUGAUUAAUUAUAAAGCGAUAUUUUGGCGGUAGGAAAAUAACUGUUUCUUCCUGCAAUAAUACCGCCGUUCACUUGAAAAUGUCUCAUACAAAAUCAUCAUCUGCCUAAUCUUUUAUCAACUGUGUUGGGGUCGGUUUCCAGUCUUGCCGGAUGCAGCUGAGUACCAAUGAUUUACAAGGAGCUGACUUUUACCUGGAGGCCCCUUAGGCAGUUGUCCCACCAACGACGAGAAAACGACUAACUAUCGGCUAUUUCCUCGCUCAAGAAACGUACAAUAGAUAUACUUUCCAAGUGAACAAAAGAGAUGCAUAUACAAAUAGUUGAUCGCUGACUGUUCACACUGCCGGCGAGCACUCGCUUCACUAGUUUGUCGCUGAGCGACAAAAGCUAUGAAAGAUAACACUCGCUCGGCGACACUCGCCAAGCGAUUAGAACUCACGCCGAGUGAGCAACCAGUGGUCAUUUCUCUACAGUGCGUAUCUAGCGAGCGAGUGAUGCGAGUAAUCGCCCGCCUCACUCGCGCACUCGCUUAUAGCCGAGCUACACAAAUAUCGGAACUACGCACUCGCUCCCCGCGUCUCGCUAACUCGUUUCUAGUUCUAGCUCUACUCGUUGCUCGUUAAUCGUUGCCGGUGAGACAAGUGCCUUAGUAAGACUGGGUAUAAGGUUUUCAGGCUUUCACACAUGUUUUUUUACGACUGCCAAAGAUGUUUGUUUUUAUCUUGUAUAAAAAGUUAUUCAAAAUUUUCUUGUGUUCAACUCAAUAUAACGAGUAAAAAUCUCAUUUAAAAUAAGUGAAAUAGUAGUCCAUUUGUUACAUCUGUUAGUUAGUUUUACUGUUACUGUUAUAUUCCGAUUCGAGUAUUUUUUUUUUUUGUAAUAAUAGUAAGUUCUAUAUAAGAAAUAUCAGUUCUAUAAGUGAUGAGAAAAAUUGUUGGUUGUAUUAAUAAUUAAAUUGGAGAAACUUUGGGCUUCCGCGUCUCUUAAAUAUUGCUCAAUAACAAGAUAAUUGGGUAAUCGCUUAUCGAACAAUAUAGACUUAUGAUUUAUUUAUUCUUUUUUAAAUACCAAAAUAUUGAUAUCCUAUUCUGCUGGUUAGAAGGACGACUUUUCAGUAGUGAGAUAUUUUUAUUUGGAACAUAAAUGUAAAUUAUUUGACAUUUCGUUACUCCAGUCGGAAUAUAACAUGACUGCAAAAGAUAUUGAAAUACAAUCAUCGAAGUUAAACUGUGUAUAGUAUUAUACAUCUUCCAUUUUUCCGUAUAUUGUUCACUUCCGUAUUUUUAAGUUUUUCUCACAUACAUAGAAUAUCUAUCCUAUAUUUAUAAAGCUAAGGAGUUUGCUUGCUUGGAAGUGCAGAUUUUUCAUUGUCUGAAAGCCCAUUUGUCGAGGAAGGAUAUAGACAAAAUUUUAUCCGAUUGCGCGGAGGAGUAACCCCAAGGGAUGCGGGUGAAACGGCUGGCUGAAGCAGGUUCUGUAUACAUUUCGAUGGUAAACUGAGGUUAAGAAAUUUCCAAACACACAGUUUACUAACAUAUAUUUUUGGUAAUGUGGUUAGAUGCAUCAGUAAGACAGGCAGAAAUAUUUAUACCUUAUGUAGAGCUAAAUAACGUCUGUUUACUUCGACCUCAGAUGUACAUAUAAAGAUAUACGUAAAUUCUAUCUACAAUCCUCUUCCUUAGUUGACUUCCAUUCUAUGUUGUAAUAAAUUCAGUUUUAGUGUUCCAUUCUGAAUUUUUGUAUCUGUUUUGAAUGAAAAUGUAUAUUAUUUAUACCUAAGUAUGUACGAAUUUGAUGUGAUAGCCAAAUUCUGUACAGUUAUAAUUUCUGGUGUGUUGUGAUCAUACCAUGAAAUGGGGAAAAUGGGAAUUCUUAUUGUUUACUUUUUCUCGGCGUUUUCGUGUUACGGUGUUAAUCUUGGUUUGUGGUUAUAUUCGUUCAAAGAAAUCCUGACAUUUUUCUAAAAGUUAUUCACUAGAUAUAGAAGAAAUACGUUAUUGUUUGGUGAAAAAAAACUUACAGCACGUUUAAAUUUGGAAAAAAAAUAUUAGGAAUAACAUAAUAUUAUGUGGUUAGUAUAAUGAUAAAUAAAUGAGGUCUGAUGUAUUCUAAGGUUAUGGAUCGAAUACACAAAUGUUACUCUUAAUCUUAAGUUGUUAUUUAAAUCCUUUUUUCGUUCAACAACUUAAAAUUAAGAGUCAUUUGAAAAUUCGGGAAUUUGAAGUACCAAAAGCGCUUUUGUGAAAGCACUUACCAAACAUGUUAUAAGCAAAUCUGGCGAGUGAUAGGAAACCAUAUUAUUUAGAUUAUGUAUUAUUUAAAUUAUAUAUUAAGUACCUACUAUUAUUAUUUAUGAAAUCUCAACUUUCAUUUUGUUCUAGGUGAUUCUUAUAUUCUUCUUCUUUUCUUUGGAUCACUGUUAAUCUUAGAUCAGCCUUGAUUUCAUGCCACUUAAAAUGUAAAAUAUGAAAAUAAAAUUAAAUGAGUAGAUUUUUCCUCCGACAAUUGAAGUCAAAACGAAGUAUAUGAAUAAUCUUCUAGGGAGUCCAUACCGAUGUGUAUAAAUUUCCAAAUAUGUACAUUAUUUUGCUAUAAAUAAAAUAAUGUAAUCUAAUUCGAAUACUUGAUAUCUUACGGUGAGUUGCACCUAUUAACUAUAACGAUAACCAAACCAUUUGAAGUAGUCAAAUCGCCGAAUUGACCAAUAGGCGGCAAGUAUACGGCUGGUUAUGGUUUGGUUAUCGUUAUAGUUGAAUGGUACAACUGGGACUUAGUAUGUUAACGAAAUCUUUGCUUAAAUUGUAAAUACGAACAAAUACAUAUAUUUUUGUGUGCCAUUGAGGCUGUAUUCAUUUACUUAGUGGGCAUUGCUUGAUAUCAGUAUGAAUUUCUUCCUGCCAUCAUCAAAUGACUUCAUAUCUUUAUUCUAGAUAUUAUGUGUUUCGUGUAAAGUCCGAUACUCUCUAAAACUAAAUAUUAAAAACUAAUUUGUGCUUGUUCAACAAAUGUUAUUGUACAUUAAACUGUGAUUCAUUAUUUUA
Molecule: messenger RNA, 4841 nt
Organism: Helicoverpa armigera (cotton bollworm)
Lineage: Eukaryota; Metazoa; Arthropoda; Insecta; Lepidoptera; Noctuidae
Exons: 7
Coding region: 30-1556 (508 amino acids)
Biological process (GO): positive regulation of protein localization to cilium; positive regulation of cilium assembly; regulation of cytokinesis
Cellular component (GO): recycling endosome; midbody; ciliary basal body
Source: RefSeq, a predicted model, not a curated record